AUUUACUAUUUAUCUGCUUUACCGCAGUGCAUUACUGAGGCAUCAAAAAUGUCCUUCUCCCACGAUAGCAAUGUUGUACUGUCUUCGACGCACCCCAGCGACGUCUGGACGUCUUCACAAGGCGUAUCAACGAAUGACCUUUCGCGUGCGAGGCUUCGUCGCAUGAGUGUUUGGAUACGAGACGAUCUUGACCCCAUCGUGGCCCGAGACGGUCCAGAAUCUCUGUUGUCGGAUGAUGUGCUGUCUUUGCACGACUUCUUUCGAUCCCUGCAAACCUCGACCAAGAUAACAGCGUUAGAUUUGCGGUCAACCGGUAUCCAUAAAGCUAUCUUGGAAAUAACAGGUAUCGCUACACGGUGGCCCGGUCGGCUAUGCGAUGAUUGCGAUAACAUUAUCGAGAUAUGGAGCGCCAAAUUCGGAAAACUGGAGAAUCUCCAUCCUUUCUUAUAUGGCAGAGGUGGAUGUUUGGAGGGGAUUGCCAGUGGUGGAGAACUGUCCAAAAAGGCUUUACUGACGCGAUGGAAACACGACUGCCCCGACAAGAUAGCUCCAGGUGUAUCGCAUAGAAUUGGAGACUUGGGUUUCCGCGCUGGCUCAUGGUGGAUCAAUCCUUUGUUUGCAUGGCACGCCGGGAUCAUGGACUUUGAUACGAUUGAGGGCGGUGUCUGCUACGACAAAGACAACGCUUAUGCGUUGUUUCUCAAAGACUCCGGUGAGCUUGAAGCACCAACAGAGACUCACUUCACAUACCGCUGCGAGCAUGUUGAUGGAGGAACGUUUCGCUUGACGGCCGCAACAGCAAGGACCAGAAACCCCAUCCGCGUACUGCGCAGUCACAUCUUGAACAGCAUAUGGGGACCUAAGGCUGGAGUCAGAUACGAAGGAUUGUACCAUGUAAUAGGCUGGUCUAUACACAAGAAGAAAGCCAUCGACAACGCCCAACAGGAGAACCUUUCCAAGAACCUUUUAUACGACAUUCAUUUCGAGCGAGUCGACUCAACACCCAUGGAAGAAGUACUCAGAGUCCCCACCUCGUUCCAGGUCGAUGAGUUCUCGGAGUACAAGCGCCUACGGACAACCCACCGGGAAACGCAACGAAUCCGCAAUGCUCAUCCUGAUCCGGAACAGAGAAAUUUCCAAUACACAGCUACAAAGGUAGCACCACAGAUUGCCGCGAGCGUGCGCACUGCAAAUUCGGGAUUUGGCUCUUCCUAUUCACGAACACCGAUACAACAAUCAUGGGAUAACUCUCGCAUCACAACUAUGCAACGUUCCCCUAUGCCAGGGGGAUCUAUCACAUCUUCUGCAAAUGCCUCGAAGGGACCCAGCAUACAUGCGGCUCCAUCUUCGUCGACGGGUCAUGGAGAUGCCAUUCGGGCUCUUUCAAGAAGCGACUUUGCCACGGAACCCCGGAGAGACUACCAACAGGCGACUGCCAAGACUUUGACUUCGCUCGCAAGCAGUAUCUAUACGAUGCAAAGCCAUGAGUCAAAUCUUCGAGAAGUGACACCUUGGAUGGACUAUGACCCGCAGUUUGCUCUGCCUUUGAGUGAAGCUGCGCCUCCAAUCAGACAUGUAAGAAGAGUCGCAGUUCAGCCAGCAGCAAAAAGCUCUCAGAGUCCGCCUUCAAGUAAGGGAACUACAAGCCCGGGUAUCAAGAGCAAAGCCAAAAGUGGGUCAUCGAUCAAGGAUAAAAUUCGGCCUUCAAAUACAGCGCACACGACCACGCAUCUCGAUGGUUCCGAAGAUCUGAUGGAUGACGAUGGUAUCUUUGACAUUGAGCAAUCUCCCAGAGCUGACACAAUGAGUCCGAGGUAUCCAAGAUCUACAGGUCAGAGCGGCGGACGAACAAUCUCUUCUUUCAUUGCAGUUUCCCCGUCCAAAUACCACCAACCUAUGAGCCGUUUGAAAACUUUCUUCCGCGAAAGAAGAGACGCGAUUUCUCCAAUCGUUUCGCCAAUAGACUUCCGGUCACCACCGAAUGAUGAUACGAUUCAUCAACAUAGACCAUCACUGGAAGAGCCGAGCGAGGUGAUGGUGGAUUUCAAGGAUCCUUUCACACUUCCCAGUGAUGGCCAGGAAGAGGAGUAA
This is a messenger RNA of Periconia digitata, 2091 nucleotides long. The record is from the annotation of a GenBank genome assembly. NCBI's taxonomy places the organism in Eukaryota, Fungi, Ascomycota, Dothideomycetes, Pleosporales, Periconiaceae.